UCUAAAUGGUUGAUAAUGAUAUGUUAUUGCCCUCAAUAUGAAAUUGCCUUGGGUGCGUCGGAACAAAUAUACAGUCUUCACAAGACAUCUUUUGAAUUAUGGGACAAUAACAAACUUUUAGGAGUGCCACCUAGGAACGUGAACAUGAGACUGAGUCUUUUAGCCACUCAUGGUCAGCAAUGGCUGCUUGCCGUGCAACCUCAUGGCGUCAGGAGCUUUGUAAGCAGUGGAAAGUCUGGGGAAGGCAGUAACAGGCAGAGUGUUGGACUGGCUGAACGGGCUACAUGCCGUAUGUGGUGCAUGUGUGGCACAUCCCUGUCUUCUCCAGCCUUCAUGCAGAUUGCUCUCACAGCAAGGCAUGCAGCACAGUCGUGCCACACAUCAGCCACUAUGUCUAUCGGUCAGUUACAGCUCACAAAGCCUGCCCCAGAAUGGUCUUCCAACGCGGUUGUCAACGGAGAGUUCCAGGAAAUCUCCCUGGCGCAGUUCAGAGGCAAAUACCUCGUCUUCUUCUUCUAUCCUGCUGACUUCACAUUUGUGUGUCCAACAGAGAUCAUUGCAUUCAGCGACCGCGUGGAGGAGUUCAGAGCUAUUGGUUGUGAGGUGGUGGCAUGCUCCCCUGACAGCCACUUCUCUCACUUGGCAUGGGUGAACACACCCAGGAAGCAGGGAGGGCUGGGCAGCAUGAACAUCCCUAUCCUGUCUGACAAGACCUAUGACAUUGCCAAGGCUUACGGUGUCUUCAAGGCUGAUGACGGCCUGGCUUUCAGAGGCCUGUUUAUCAUUGAUGACAAGAGCAACCUACGCCAGAUCACCAUCAACGACCUACCUGUGGGACGCAGUGUGGAUGAGACCCUGCGACUUGUCAAGGCCUUCCAGUUCACAGAUAAACAUGGAGAAGUGUGCCCAGCCAACUGGAAGCCUGGCAGUGACACAAUCGUGCCGGACGUGAAGGGCUCCAAGACCUACUUCUCCAAGAACAACUGAACCCCUCUCAAUCCCCUCCAGAUAGGACUGCAUACACUGCAACACGGACAGGGUCAUCAAAGAUGUAGAUGUAUAGUGCUGGGUGCUUUCUAGUGCAAUCUUGUUUUGGCUUAUUGGACGGUGUCUCAAAGCUGUUGUUGGAACAUUUCGUAUUAAGCUUAAUUUACUUGGCACAGCAAUCCUGGUUUUUUUUGUAGUUAUUGUCAAAAAUCUGUUUCUUUUUUUUUAGUUUUGGAAAUCGUGUCUCAAUUAACAAAAAAAAGUCCUACAACAACUUGUGUAGAUUUUAGCUGUUAUUUAAAAAUUUGUGUUUCUAACAAAAUAAACUUAAACUUUUUCAUGUGUCUUUGUUUCAAAUUUUGACUUGAAGGGUUCACAUUUACUUGAUACCAGCGAUUAAAUUAUUGCUGUAAGUCUCUGAUUAUGGUUGUUUGUUACAUGGAAAUUGCUAUAAAUUGUAUAUUAAAAAAGAUGUUUAUAUGUAACUAAAAGAUGUUUAUAUGUAACUAAAAGAUAAUUGCCAUAAACAGAAAACAUUUUUGAUCUAAUGAGGUCGAUGUCAGUUUUUCCAAGCUUGGAUUAUGGUCAGAUUUCUAGGAAGAGUUUAAUGGUGUUUUUGAAGCAUUUGGUUUAUAUGCAGGUAUCUUUACAUUUUAGAUAUGAUCAGAAAAGUGUUUGUGUUAAGAUGAUAAACUGGUAUGAAAUAAAUGUAACAUUCUUCA
Messenger RNA from Dreissena polymorpha, 1709 nucleotides. RefSeq names its product peroxiredoxin-1-like. NCBI's taxonomy places the organism in Eukaryota, Metazoa, Mollusca, Bivalvia, Myida, Dreissenidae. The record is from RefSeq and is a predicted model, not a curated record. Gene Ontology annotation, molecular function: thioredoxin peroxidase activity. The coding region runs from base 16 to 987 and encodes 323 amino acids. The transcript has 7 exons. Gene Ontology annotation, biological process: cell redox homeostasis; response to oxidative stress; hydrogen peroxide catabolic process. Gene Ontology annotation, cellular component: cytosol.